This is a messenger RNA of Zalophus californianus (California sea lion), 3329 nucleotides long. RefSeq names its product nibrin (gene NBN). The transcript has 15 exons. Gene Ontology annotation, molecular function: damaged DNA binding; protein binding. NCBI's taxonomy places the organism in Eukaryota, Metazoa, Chordata, Mammalia, Carnivora, Otariidae. The record is from RefSeq and is a predicted model, not a curated record. Bases 1234 to 3177 code for a protein of 647 amino acids. Gene Ontology annotation, biological process: double-strand break repair via homologous recombination; mitotic G2 DNA damage checkpoint signaling; telomere maintenance. Gene Ontology annotation, cellular component: nucleus; Mre11 complex.
CCCGGGACUGUUUUCCCGGGAGCAGCUGCCUUGGGCAGAGGGUCUGAGGAGGGAUGUUUUCGGUCGGUGCCUGUUCCUCUCUCCGCCUUCCGGCGCCGCCUUAGUCCCCGCCCCGGGAGGCUGCGGAAACGGGAUACGCGAACCGUAGGACUGCGUGUGGGGACCGCGUUGUCUUCCCGGGCGCGGGGCGGAUCGUUGGCGGCGGCGUCCCUCACGCGAUCUACCGCCAGGUUCUCGGUGGUUGGGACCAGCGCCUCCGGCAAGACCAACGCUGACGCGGCUUACAGGCCCCGCCGAGUUGAGUCUUGGCGGGCCACCUGUUGUGGCCUCUAGUGUUCUGAGCUUUUGGCCAAACACCUAGAAUAAGUUAUCACAGGCUAGACGCACUGUGGCAACAGAUGAUUUUGUUUGGAGCACAUUGUUUGAUUUUGUGAAAAAACACAGAGAUGAGUUGGGUCAAUGGCAGCCACAGGGAAGGCAUAAUUUCGGUUUUGUUUUAGAGCCUUUUUUUUUCCAUCAGAACUGAGAAAGUGGGGUUUUUGGUUUUUUGUUGUUUUCUGUUCUGCACUUGCAUCAAUGGCAGAUGGUUAUCUCCUGUUAAUUGAUUUCCUAGUCGAAGUCCUUAUUAGUGGAUAAGCAGAUGUAGCCUAUGAUUAGGUCUUGCCCCCAGGGAGUGUAUUCUGAUCGGCCAAAGAUCUACCUCGAAGCUAAAUUUACGAACAGUGUAUGAAGAGGACCAAACAAAUGGUUAGGAAAAUAAAGAGUAAAAAGACUCUUAAGAUCCAGGCAUCCCUGUGGACUUGGAGCAGUGCGGAGGUAGAACAUAAGCUGUUGAUGGGAAGCAGGAUUCAGUUCCUUUCCAGGAACAGUUGUGGUCUGUGGCUGGCUCUCAGUUCCUGUAGAGAGAGGCAGAUAACAGUGGGAAAAUGCUUUUAUCAUCAGCGGCCAGCAUUCUUAACUUCUAGGAGAUUGUGACCUCUUUUCAGAAUCUAACGGACACUAUGGGCCCAUUCCUCUAGAAGAAAAUAACCAUUCAGACUUUUGACUGGUGUCGAAUACAUUGUUGGACGGAAAAACUGUGGCAUUCUAAUUGAAGGUGAUCAGUCAAUCAGUCGAAAUCAUGCUGUGUUAACUGCUAACUUUUCUGUAACCAACCUGAGUCAAACAGAUGAGACUCCUAUAUUGACAAUAAAAGAUAAUUCUAAGUAUGGUACCUUUGUUAAUGAGGAAAAAAUGCAGAAUGGCCUUUCCCAAGCUUUGAAGACAGGGGAUAGAGUUACUUUUGGAGUGUUUGAAAGUAAAUUCAGAGUAGAAUAUGAGCCUUUGGUUGCAUGCUCUUCUUGUUUAGAUGUUUCUGGGAAAACUUCUUUAAAUCAAGCUAUAUUGCAACUUGGAGGACUUACUGUGAACAAUUGGACGGAAGAAUGUACUCAUCUUGUCAUGAUAACAGUCAAAGUUACCAUUAAAACGAUAUGCGCGCUCAUUUGUGGACGUCCGAUUGUAAAGCCAGAAUAUUUUACUGAAUUUCUUAAAGCAGUUAAGUCCAAUAAACAGCCUCCACAAAUUGAAAGCUUUUACCCACCUGUUGAUGAACCAGCUAUUGGAAAUAAAAACAUUGAUCUGUCAGGACGACAGGAAAGAAAGCAAAUUUUCAAAGGGAAAACGUUUGUAUUUCUAAAUGCCAAACAGCAUAAAAAGUUAAGUUCAGCAAUUGUUUUUGGAGGAGGAGAUGCUAGGUUGAUAACAGAAGAAAAUGAAGAAAAAGAUAGUUUCUUUUCAGUCCCUGGAAUUUGUGUUGUUGAUGUAGGAAUAACAAAUUCACAGACUCUGAUUCCUGACUCUCAGAAAAAAUGGAUUCACUCAAUUAUGGAUAAGCUCCAAAGGCAGGGGCUUAGACCUAUCCCUGAAGCAGAAAUUGGACUGGCGGUCAUUUUCAUGACUACAGAGAAUUACUGUGAUCCUCAAGGCCAGCCCAGUACAGCACUGAAGAUGACUCCAGGGCCAAGCCUUUCCCAAGGCUUAUCAGUCAAUGAAAAGCUAAUGCCAAGUGCCACCGUGAAUACCACAACAUAUGUAGCUGACACGGAAUCAGAGCAAGCAGAUACAUGUAUGGAUUUUAGUGAAAAACCUAAAGAAAUCACAAUCUCCAGAGUGGAACAAAAAUUCAGAAUGCCUUCACAAGAAACAUCCACUGUGAAGGAAUCCCCCAAAAUAAGCUCUAAUGAUAAAAAUGCAGUAUCAAAUACUCUUGAAAGGAUGAAAAUCCCAACGUAUCAGCUUUCACCAAGUAAAUUCUCAGGUGUAAAUAAAAGUAGAGAUCAGCCUUCUCAGCAGCUGCAGACCAGCUCCAUCAAAAACUACUUUCAGCCUUCUACCAAAAAAAGGGAAAGAGAUGACGAAAAUCAAGAAAUGUCUUCACCCAAAUCAGCAAGAGUAGAAAUGUCUUGUUCUCUUUUAGAACAAACACAGCCUUCUACACCCUCAGUAUGGAAAAAUAAGGAGGAGCAUCUAUCUCAGAAUAAGCCUGUGGAAAAGAAACCAGAUAAUUUACUUACAGAUAGAGAUUUAAAAUCCACUGUGAAAAAUUUUGCCAAUAAAUCUCUUUCUACAGAAAAACUAAGAUCAGAAAAAAAAGAAAUUGAUGACUUAGCCAUAGAAGAUGAAGUAUUAGAUCAGUUAUUCAAGAACACAAAAGCAGAGUUAGAAAUUGGAGUGAAAGUUCAAAAACAAGAGGAAGAUGUCAAUGUUAGAAAAAGGCCAAGAUUGGAUAUAGAAACAAAUGGCACUUUUAAUGAUGAAGCAAUAUCAGAAAGUAACAGAAUAUCUAUCAAAGGUGAACUUCAGGAGGAUGAUGAUAUGCUUCCAAGGAAGGUGUUACUAACUGAAUUUAGAUCACUGGUGGUUAGUAACUCUGCCUCCAGAAAUGCAUCCAGUGUAAAUAGUGAUUAUGGUCAACUAAAGAAUUUCAAGAAAUUCAAAAAGGUCACAUUUCUUGGAGCAGGAAGACUUCCACACAUCAUUGGAGGAUCAGAUCUAAUAGCUCAUCGUGCUCAGAAGAAUACAGAAUUAGAAGAAUGGUUAAGGCAGGAAAUGGAGGUGCAAAAUCAACAUGCGAAAGAAGAAUCUCUUGCUGAUGAUCUCUUCAGAUACAAUCCUAAUGUAAAAAGGAGACGAUAACUGAGGGUUUUAUAAAGGAGCCACAGAAAAACAUUUCCUCUCAAGCAUUUACAUCAAGUUUCCUCUGGCAUACAUUCAUUAAGUAUAUAGAAGGGAUUUAAAUUACAAAGGUUUUAUGGCCUAAAUUUGUUGAAUAAAAUGCACAAACUCCA